CUGUUACAGUGCUUACGGUGGCCGCGAUAGGCCAGCCCAGUAACCGAACUCGGUGGGCAGGAAGGCAAGCGGCUACGAGAACGGCGAGGCUGGAGCUGGGAUCGCUAUGGAGACCCUCUACCGAGUGCCGUUUUUGGUGCUGGAAUGCCCCAACAUUAAAUUGAAGAAGCCGAGCUGGGUGCACAUGCCCUCGGCCAUGACGGUCUACGCGCUAGUGGUGGUUUCUUACUUCCUCAUCACGGGAGGAAUAAUUUAUGAUGUGAUUGUAGAACCUCCUAGUGUUGGUUCAAUGACUGAUGAACAUGGACAUCAACGGCCUGUGGCAUUCUUGGCAUACAGAGUAAAUGGACAAUACAUUAUGGAAGGGCUCGCGUCAAGUUUUCUCUUCACAAUGGGUGGACUUGGUUUCAUAAUACUGGAUCGUUCCAAUGCACCAAAUAUCCCAAAGCUGAAUAGAUUUCUGCUACUUUUUAUUGGAUUUGUGAGCGUCUUGUUGAGUUUCUUCAUGGCGAGAGUCUUUAUGCGAAUGAAAUUACCGGGCUACUUGAUGGGUUAAUGCCUUUUCUGAUUGCUGCAGAUGGAAGAUUGUAUUUCCUUCUCAUUAGGAAGAAGAAUGGAUAGCAAAAAUACAUAGCCCCAUCAUUCCUAUCUAAAGCCACAAGAGAGAGAGAGAAUGAGUAGACUAGUCAAAGGAUUGUUUUCUCAUUUUCUCCUUCUAUAAACAUGAUUUGUUGCAGGCAGUUAGUUUAGCAAACGUGUCCCCAUUUUUCUUCAGUAUUUAAAAAAGGAACAUUCUCGUGUUAUCAGGCCUAAGUGUAUUAUGUCGGUACAAUAGACUCACAACUACAAUCCUGUUCCCUGUCCUUCAUGGUCAACCUCAGAGUAAUAAUUCUAUACUUUCUUGUAAUACCUUGGCUUGGUCUAUCUCCUUGUGAGAGACCCUAUUUUGAAAAUGUGAAG
Molecule: messenger RNA, 960 nt
Organism: Ahaetulla prasina
Lineage: Eukaryota; Metazoa; Chordata; Lepidosauria; Squamata; Colubridae
Gene: OSTC
Product: oligosaccharyltransferase complex non-catalytic subunit
Exons: 4
Coding region: 107-556 (149 amino acids)
Cellular component (GO): oligosaccharyltransferase complex
Source: RefSeq, a predicted model, not a curated record